AUGGAUUAUACGGGAAUGAAUGAGGUAAUUGCGCAGUAUGUGGAGAAGCAGGGGCCGCGAAGAUCAUCCGCCGCAAUGAAGCGUCCCAGGCCAUCGACUGAGGAUUCUGCACCUUUGCGUGAGGCUCUCAAGGUGUUUGGUCAACGUGCCACUGCACUAGACGCGGAGCUUUCCACCCUUGACAAACCCCCUGUUGCGUUUCAAGGCAAAUUGUGGACCCUUGUCCUUGAGUUGCGGCCGUAUUUCCUGGUGGCACUCUCGUCGAAUGAAUUGCAGAUUCCUGAAGAGAUGAAAAAGUUGUGUCAAGCAGAGGAUCCGCAUCGAUUAUUGAGGUAUGUUUGGCUUGCCCUUCGCAUUUAUAUCAGUGUUGCCCGCAUUGCGGCGGUAGUUCCGGGCGUCCUUCUGCAUAGCAUAUUGACUCUUUUUUCAUUGCUGCCCGUGUUUGGAGCGCCAUCUCUGCUAGCUGCAACAGAUGAAAAGAUGCUCUUAAGGGGAUUA
Messenger RNA from Trypanosoma cruzi, 498 nucleotides. Its product is annotated as phosphatidylinositol 3-related kinase, putative. The annotation marks the transcript as partial. The transcript has a single exon. Lineage: Eukaryota; Euglenozoa; Kinetoplastea; Trypanosomatida; Trypanosomatidae. The record is from RefSeq and is a predicted model, not a curated record.